Molecule: messenger RNA, 2844 nt
Organism: Mirounga angustirostris (Northern elephant seal)
Lineage: Eukaryota; Metazoa; Chordata; Mammalia; Carnivora; Phocidae
Gene: ING4
Product: inhibitor of growth family member 4
Exons: 8
Coding region: 1568-2236 (222 amino acids)
Biological process (GO): positive regulation of apoptotic process; regulation of DNA-templated transcription
Cellular component (GO): nucleus
Source: RefSeq, a predicted model, not a curated record
UUAGGAUCGGUCGUUUUAGUAUAUCACCCACUGCUAUUUGGAGCAGCGACAAAGACCUGCUCGCAGCUCCUCCGCUCAGUUGUUUCUGAGAAGCGGUUUCUCAUGGGGAUCGCGGGUUGUGAGUGACCACUGUCAGGUAGUAAAACUGGAACCUUCUCUUCUUGGAGUAAAGAUCCAAUUCCUAUCGAAUGGAAAUCUGGUGUUGUGUUUAUGCCAUCUGUGUUACCCACCCCUUCACAAAGCCUGUCACCCUUAUGCGCUUACAUUUAUUUGUCUUAGUGUUGGGAGUCAUCCAUUCAUUUAUUGAGGCCCUGCUCUGGGUCAGACAUAAUGGCAGGUACUGCGGAGAUACCAAAAUGAGUAAGACACAGACCGUGCCCUCAAGUGCUCAUAGUCUAGGAGGAAACAGAUUCUGCUAAUAAAUAAUUAUAAAACUGUGACAAAUGAAAUAAUAGAAAUACAUUAAAAGGACAGUUGGUAGCACUGGAGAAAGAGGGGCUAAUUCCCUGGGGAUGUAGGUAAAGCUUUACCAGAGGAUGUGAUCUUUGAAUAGAACUUUGAAACCUGAGUGUUUAUUUGCCAGUGUGGAGAAGGAAAGGAAAUUUCUGGUUGGAGAGGGCAUCAGCAAAGGCAUUAUGGUGGGUUUGUGGCAGGUCAAGGAAAGGUGAAGUCAGAGUGCUUGAUAGAUAGGACUCUAAGGUGGAAGAUUGGGAAGUGAGGCUGGAGAAAGGCUGGAGCUAGAUUGUGCAAGGUCUUUUAAGUCAGCCUAAGAGGCUUGCACUUUAGAUACCGAAGAACCAACAGAUUUUAAAAAUAGGUUUUAAUAAGGGAAAACAACUGAUGUAUGAUAAGUUCAGGUCUCAGAGAGUGACAGAAGUCUUUAGGAGCUAAAAGGACAGCACUGAUUGAAUGACUGGGUAGUUGAGAGAGAAAGAAGAAUCUAAGGUGACUCUGAUUUCCUGCUUGGGAAGUGAGGUGGAUAUGAUACCAUCAGCAAGAUAGGGAAUCAGGAGUAACAGCAAUAUACCUAAUUCAAUUUUAAACUUAAGCAUAGGCAUGGUAAUUGUAUGAGAGUGAAUGAGGUCAAGAUCAUUCAGGGAAUAUAAGGAAAGUGGGAAAAUGAGAGGAUUAAAGUAUAAUCUCAAGAAAACAGGGGCGCCUGGGUGGCUCAGUCAUUAAGCGUCUGCCUUCGGCUCAGGUCAUGAUCCCAGGGUCCCGGGAUCGUGCCCCGCAUCGGACUCCCUGCUUGGCGGGAAGCCUGCUUCUCCCUCUCCCACUCCCCCUGCUGUGUUCCCUCUCUCACUCUCUCUCUCUGUCAAAUAAAUAAAAUCUUAAAAAAAAAAAAAAAGAAAACAUUAACAUUUAAGGGACAGGCUAAAGAAACAUCACUGUUGGAAUUAUCAAAAAGUAUAUGAUGAGAUUUAGAAUCCUAAGAGGAAGAAAGUUACUGAAGGAAAGAAGAUGGUGCCAACUGCUGCAGACAUAUUUUUUAAGAUAGGACUAAUAACAGAUCAUUUGUUUUGGUAUUGAAAAUCUCCCCUUCGAACUGCAGAGAAACUUUCAGCUCAUGAGGGACCUGGACCAAAGAACAGAGGACCUGAAGGCUGAAAUUGACAAGUUGGCCACUGAGUAUAUGAGUAGCGCCCGCAGCCUGAGCUCCGAGGAAAAAUUGGCCCUUCUCAAACAGAUCCAGGAAGCCUAUGGCAAGUGCAAGGAAUUUGGUGACGACAAGGUGCAGCUUGCCAUGCAGACCUAUGAGAUGGUGGACAAACACAUUCGGCGACUGGACACAGACCUGGCCCGUUUCGAGGCUGAUUUGAAGGAGAAGCAGAUUGAGUCCAGUGACUAUGACAGCUCUUCCAGCAAAGGCAAAAAGAAAGGCCGGACCCAAAAGGAGAAGAAAGCUGCCCGUGCUCGUUCCAAAGGGAAAAACUCAGAUGAAGAAGCUCCCAAAGCUGCCCAAAAGAAGUUGAAACUUGUGCGCACAAGUCCUGAGUAUGGGAUGCCCUCAGUGACCUUUGGCAGUGUCCACCCCUCUGAUGUGUUGGAUAUGCCUGUGGAUCCCAACGAACCCACCUAUUGCCUUUGUCACCAGGUCUCCUAUGGAGAGAUGAUUGGCUGUGACAACCCUGAUUGUUCCAUCGAGUGGUUCCACUUUGCCUGUGUGGGGCUGACGACCAAGCCUCGGGGGAAGUGGUUCUGCCCACGCUGCUCCCAGGAACGCAAGAAGAAAUAGAUAGGGGCCUUGGAUUCCCACGGUUUCUUCUACAUCCCUGGACCUGGGCUAGUGGGGAGAGGAAAGCCUGUGCUGGGGCCCGGGGGCUCUGGGAGAGUGGAUGGCGCAGUGUAGUCAUCCCUUCUCCUCCCCUCUCCCCACUCCUGGUGCUGAGGCUGCAUCCAAACCCUGGUAGGGAGGGGUGCCGCAGCCACUAACCAUCUGUACUCUGAUUCAGCCUGCCCCCCUCAGAGGGAAGUGGUCUUGCCCACUGUCCUUUUGCCUCUGUGCUGAGGUUGGUGCUGUAUUUCCAAGGGAUGGUCCUCUUCACUCCCCUUGCUUUGUAUUCAAGGACUGGGGCAGUAGCAUGGGGGCACUCCCCUGCCCUCCUGAUUCCCUCCCCCUGUGGGGGUGCUCUGGUGUGAUAAACUCUCUUUGUUCUCUUCCUGCUUUUUCUGAGGUAGGGGAUCCCCCAGAGCAUCUGGGCUGUGGCCUUAGUUGAAGGGGCACCCCUUCCUCUGUGCCAAGAGGAUUCAUCCUGGCCUUGUGAGUGGGAGAGGGGGCAAGGUGGAAUGCACAUACACAUGUGUAAAGGAAUUUGAGUAGGUGAAUAAAAGCUAUCCAUGUUG